GUGCCCUAGUCUACGACCUGUCAAUCAAAUCCAUUAUGAACGUCUUGUUAAUGCAGCAAAGCAGCUGAGGGGACGAGAAUAGCUUGAGAAGUGACCGCAGGUUGGCUGCGUUUGCAGCCAGGAGAGGAGAGGGAAAGAUGCCUUCUCCAUCUUUCACCCUGGAUGCCCAGCUGAGAUUUCAUGACAAAUGGCUGAAGAUAGACUUACAGCGGGCAUUCUCUCCAGAGGGUCUGAGCGAGAUGUGGAAUGAAAUGGUAAAAGAUGAAGAGGUAACAUUCAAUGGAGAAGAAUCGGCUCACCCAGAAGACUGCACUGACUGUUUCGGGACUCAGAAGAAGGAUGAGCCCAAUGAUAAAGACAAAAAGGAGGAGGAGGAAACAUCAGCAUCUGUGCAUCAGUCCAUCAUUGAGACGUGGGACUGGGGGCAACAGCCAGAUGAGACCGAAUUGAAAGACUGUCUGAUGGUCCUCGUUGACGACCAGCAGAAGCUCUCUGUUCAGAUGGCGAGAAGCACCCUUUCUGCCCAGCGCCUCCGUCAGCGCCUGGUCAUCCUGGAGCGCUACCUCAUCUCUCUCAGCCACAGCAUGAUGGAGGAGAAGUACAAGGUCCGAUGGAAAUCGCCUCCCAGCCCACCACUGCCUGCUGCUGACAAUAAGAGUUCUCGUCCGGCUAGUAAAGGAGUUGAAGGUUUGGCCAGAGUGGGCUCCAGGGCAGCGCUCUCUUUUGCCUUUGCUUUCCUGCGUCGGGCGUGGAGGUCAGGGGACGAUGCAGAUCUUUGCAGUGAGCUUCUCCAGGAGUCUCUGGAUGCUCUGCGGGCCCUGCCUGAGGCCACGCUGUUUGAUGAGGGAACUGUGUCUUCUGUGUGGCUGGAAGUUGUUGAGAGGGCCACAAAGUUCCUCAGUGAUGUACACGGCAAUGCCACCACCAAAGGGAACAUUCCUCUUCAGGACCAGCACCUUGCCCUGGCCAUCUUGCUGGAGCUGGCUGUACAGAGGGGCACUCUCAGUCAGUUGCUGUCUGCGGUUUUGCUGCUGUUGCGUCUGUGGGAAAACGGCACCAGAGAGAUGGACAAUGAGCGCUCUACACAGGGAACCAGUGCUCCUCUGCUGCCCCUCCUGCAGCGCUUUCACAACAUACACAGCAGCAAGGAAGAACCUGUUCCUGAGGAGGAUGCUGAGAUCCUUGCAUCCCCUCUCAGUCCAAAUGAGAGCUUCCUGCGCUAUCUGACCUUGCCUCAAGAUAAUGACCUGGCCAUCGAUCUCCGACAAACAGCUGUGGUGAUCAUGGCUCAUCUGGACCGUUUGGCUUCUCCCUGCAGCCCCCCACACUGCAAUUCACCCUCAUCACACAAGGGGUCCUCACAGGAAGUGAUCGCCUGGGGUCUGUUAGGUUGGAAACUCUAUGCCAACGUUAAUGGACCCAUUCAUUGCAAAGCCCUGUCAAGCCUCGGGGUCACACAAAUUGUCUGUUCAGAAAAGGGCUUUCUCAUCCUGUCCAGUACUGGGGCUGUUUACAGCCAGAACUACAAGAGCACAACCCUGGUCAGUUCUGUUGCACAGGCUCCCAUGCUAAUCCAUGUUCUGAGCUCCAGAAAGGUUAUGAAGCUUGCAGCUCAUCCUGAUGGACAGCACUAUUUGGCCCUGUCGUCCAAUGGGGAGGUGUUUUCCUGGGGCUGUGGCGAUGGUGGCCGCCUUGGACAUGGAGACACCACGUACUUAGAAGAGCCCACAAUGAUCGCAGCCUUCAAUGGGAAGCAGACUGGGAAGCAUGUGGUGCACAUUGCCUGCGGGAGCACCUACAGUGCUGCCAUCACAGCUGAUGGAGAACUCUACACGUGGGGGCGAGGGAACUACGGUCGACUUGGUCACGGCUCCAGUGAGGACCAGACAACACCCAUGCUGGUGGCCGCUUUGAAAGGACAUAAAGUAGUUGAUGUUGCUUGUGGAAGCGGUGAUGCCCAAACACUUGCAGUGACGGAAAAUGGUCAGGUGUGGUCUUGGGGCGAUGGAGAUUAUGGUAAACUGGGUCGAGGAGGCAGCGACGGCUGCAAGACGCCAAAGCUGGUAGAAAAGCUGCAGGACCUGAAUAUGGUGAAGGUUUGCUGUGGCAGUCAGUUUUCAGUAGCCCUCACUAAAGAUGGGCAGGUGUACACCUGGGGGAAGGGAGACAAUCAGCGUCUCGGUCAUGGCACUGAUGAGCAUGUCCGCUAUCCAAAGUUGCUUGACAGUCUGCAAGGAAAGAAAGUUGUGGAUAUUGCAGUGGGAUCCACGCACUGUCUAGCCCUCACCGACGAUGGAGAAGUGCACAGUUGGGGCAGCAAUGAUAAGCUACAACACUUUGAUACACUCUUUUCUAACAAGAAGCAGCCUAAGGCACUCCCAGGGCUCAACUCCAAACACAUAGUGGGGAUCUCCUGCGGCCCAGGACAGAGCUUUGCCUGGUCCUCUUGCUCAGAGUGGUCUGUCGGGCUGCGUGUGCCCUUUGUGGUGGAUGUUUGCCCCAUGACCUUUGAGCAGUUGGACCUGCUCCUGCGGCAGGUUAGUGAGGGCAUGGACGGUAGCUCAGACUGGCCUCCCCCACAGGAGAAGGAGUGUAUGGUAGUCGCCACACUCAACCUGCUCAGGCUUCAGCUCCACGCAGCCAUCAGUAACCAGGUGGAUCCAGAUGAACUGGGGCUGGGGCUCGGCAGUGUGCUGCUCAACAACCUCAAACAAACAGUGGUGGUGCUUGCCAGCAAUGCCGGCGUGCUUAAUACGGUGCAAGCAGCUGCCCAAGCUGUCCUGCAGAGUGGCUGGUCAGUGCUGCUGCCCACAGCGGAGGAAAGAGCGAGGGCGCUGUCCUCCCUGCUGCCUAAUGCCGCAUCUGGAAAUGAGAUGAGUGUAAGUCCUGGACGACGCUUCAUGAUCGACCUGUUAGUGAGCAGCUUAAUGGCUGAUGGAGGGUUGGAGUCUGCACUAAACGCAGCCAUCACUGCUGAGAUACAGGAUAUUGAAGCCAAGAAGGAGGCUCAGAAGGAGAAGGAGAUUGAUGAGCAGGAAGCUAACGCCUCGACCAUGCACCGCUGUCGCACGAUGCUGGACAAAGAUCUCAUCAACACAGGCAUUUACGAGUCAACAGGGAAACAAAGCCUCCCCUUAGUGCAACUUGUACAGCAGCUUUUGAGGAACAUCGCCUCUCAGACCAUAGCAAGGCUGAAAGAUGUCUCCCGCCGCAUCUCCCACUAUUUAGAGGCAGAGCAUGUCAGCAAGGAGCGCUCUGCAUCUCUGGAUCUGCUUCUGCGCUUUCAGCGGCUGCUGGUCAGCAAGUUAUACCUGGGUGUCACCGGCACAGAGAACGUCAACGGAUACAAUCCUGAACUUCUGGGUGUCGGCUCCCUGUUAAAAAAGUACAUUGCUCUGUUGUGUACUCACAUUGGAGACAUCCUCCCUGUGGCAACAAGUAUAGCAUCCACUGGUCGUCGACACUUUGCUGAAGUUUCUCGUGUCAUUGAAGGAGAUCUAACUGGAGUGCUUCUCCCCGAGCUGGUGGUGUCUAUCAUCCUCCUCCUCACCAUUGACGCUGGCCUGAUGCAGGAGACUGGUUCCAUCCCUCUGCUGGCUGGACUCCUUGAGCACUUGGACCGCUUCAACCACCUGGCCCCAGGACACGAAAGAGAUGAUAAUGAGGAUUUGGCCUGGCCAGGCAUUAUGGGGUCUUUCUUCACAGGGCAAAGUUCCAAGAACAAUGAGGAGGUUUCACUGAUCCGCAAGGCUGACCUGGAGAACCAUAACAAAGAUGGCGGCUUCUGGACAGUAAUUGAGGGGAAGGUCUAUGACAUCAAAGACUUUCAGGCCCAGUCUCAGUCACUUACAGGGAACAGCAUUUUGGCUCAGUUUGCAGGGGAAGACCCUGUGGUUGCUCUGGAAGCUGCCUUACAGUUUGAGGACACCAGGGAAUCUAUGCAGGCUUUCUGUGUUGGCCAAUAUAUGGAGCCAAACCAAGAGACAGUCACCACUCCAGACCUCAGCAGUCUGUCCUCCCCACUUAUUGACACUGAGAGGAACUUGGGGCUGCUGCUGGGUCUUCAUGCCUCCUACCUGGCCAAGAGCACGCCAUUGUCCCCCAUGGAGAUUGAAUGUGCCAAAUGGCUCCAGUCCUCCAUAUUCUCUGGUGGCCUUCAAACCAGUCAGAUCCACUACAACUACAAUGAAGAGAAGGAUGAAGACCACUGCAGCUCCCUGGGUACAACCACCCCAGAUAAAGCCAAACUUUACUCCCGCAGAAUAACCCUCAGUGAUCAUGCACAGCCUUUCCUGCAGGCCAUCGCUGACAACAACACUCAGGACCACACUGUGAAGGAUUUUUUAUGCCAAAUAGAGCGCUGCUGUAAGCAGUACCACCUUAUUACACCCAUUACCUUUCCCCCUGAACACCCUGUGGAGGAAGUUGGCCGCCUGCUGCUCUGCUGCCUGCUCAAACAUCAAGACCUUGGUCACAUUGCUCUCUCACUUGUCAGUCAGUGUGCCUUGGGUGUGGACCAGGGGAAGCAGAGGUCCCUCCCUAAAUCUGUGAUUGACGUGUGCCGCAUGGUCUACCAGGCAAAGUGUUCUUUAAUCAAGACCCAUCAGGAACAAGGCCGCUCUUAUAAAGAAGUGUGUGCCCCCGUCAUCGAACGCCUGCGCUUUCUGUUUAAUGAGCUGCGCCCAGCUGUGAGCAAUGACCUGUCGAUCGUGUCCAAAAUGAAGCUGCUGAGCUCUCAGCCACGUUGGAGGAGGAUUACUCAGAAACUCAUUCGGGACCGGAGGAAAAAAAGAGUGCCUAAAAAGUCAGAGUCUGCUGACAUAGAAGAGCCAAAGCUGGAGAAUGAGGGGACCAACGAAGAAGAGGAUAAUGUUCACAUCAGCCCGACUCCUGUGGACAGGAAAUCACCCACUGGCAAAACAGCCAAGCAGGACAAAUUGCAGCCACUUUUAAACACUGUGGCCAAUGUCCAGAGAUACCGGUGGCUAAAACACACUGUUCAAGGUGCCUUCUCUCAGUCCAGUCUUAUGGCCACAAUAGUGGAGUUUGCACUGAAAGAGGAACCACUGGAUGUGGAAAAGAUGAGGAAGUGUCUUCUCAAGCAGCUGGAGCGGGCUGAAGUGAGGCUGGAAGGCAUCGACACCAUGCUGAAGUUGGCCUCCAAAAGCUUCCUCCUACCAUCUGUGCAAUAUGCAAUGCUCUGUGGAUGGCAAAGGGUCAUACCGGAGGGGACCAACAUUGGAGAGCCCUUGUCUGACUGCCUGAAAGAUGUGGAUCUGAUCCCUCCCUUCAAUCGCAUGCUUUUGGAGGUGACAUUUGGAAAGUUGUACUCUUGGGCCAUCCAGAACGUUCGCAACAUCCUGCUCGAGGCCAGCGCCCGGUUCAAAGAGCUAGGUGUGCAGCCCGUUCCCUUGCAGACCAUCACCAAUGAGAACCCAGCGGGACCAAGCCUUGGCACCAUUCCACAGGCCCGCUUCCUUCUGGCCAUGAUACACAUGCUGUCCCUGAAACAUGGCUCUAACAGCCUCAGUCUCUUACUAAAUUCUGGCAUUUUGGCCCUGACUCAGAGUAUACUCAGACUCAUAGGACCCAGUACAGACAGCAGUGAGGAGGACCUCAGUUUAUGUGCACACGGAGGCUCCGCCACAGUACUGGAGGAGUCCAGAAAGGAGGCAGCUCCUGCUCCCUUGCCUGCCUCUGGUCCAGAACUGGCUGCCAUGAUGAAGAUUGGUACCAGGGUGAUGAGGGGCGUUGACUGGAAAUGGGGAGAUCAGGAUGGUCCAGCACCAGGUCUGGGUAGGGUUAUCGGAGAGCUUGGUGAGGAUGGAUGGAUCAGAGUCCAGUGGGAUACAAACAGCACUAACUCCUACAGGAUGGGCAAAGAGGGCAAAUAUGACCUUAAACUUGCAGAUCCUCCCCCAGCUGCCCAACCAACCACUGAAGACUCCGACACAGAGGAUGACACGGAAGGGGAGCUGGUGGAGAAGAGCAGUCAUCCGACAGCCAUGAUGCUAACUAGCACAGUCAACCUGCUAAAGACUCUCUCUCUGUCAGCUGGGAUCUAUGCAGAAGUUCUGCAAACGGACGCUACACGCACUCUGUGUGGGCUGCUGAGGAUGCUCGUAGAAAGUGGAGCAAACGACAAGUCCGGCUGUCACUCCCACAGGCUGGUGUCUAGGGAGCAGCACAGGAGCUGGUGUACACUAGGCUUCAUUCGCAGCAUUGCCAUGAGGCCGCAGAUGUGCAGCACCCUCAGCACCUCUGCUUGGAUUGGCCUGCUCAUCCGAAUUGUAGAGGGACACCAGUCCUUUAAUGCUGUCACUCUGCAGAGACAGAUCUUGGCGCUGCGUCUCCUGCAGGCGGUCCUUCCUUCAUGGGACAAGACUGAGCGCUCCCAGGACAUGAAGUUCCUCGUGGAGAAGUUGUUUAACUUCCUGGGAAGCCUUCUGAGCACCUGCUCAUCAGAUCUGCCGCUUCUCAGAGAGGGUUCCAUGCGAAGGAGGAAGUCCCGACCACAGGCGUCUCUGACAGCUACUCACAGCAGUACUCUAGCAGAGGAGAUUGUGGCUGUCCUACGUACUCUGCACGCUCUUGGCCAGUGGAACAGCUUGAUAAAUGAUUACAUCAACACUCAGCUGAGCUCUAUUGGAGAUGUGAUGGCAGGCUGCCAAUCUGAAACUUGUUUUUUGGAGGAGUAUUUCCCUGAUUCAGAGGGUCCCAGAGUGGGCAGUCUGAUGGCGGUGCUGGCAGUGAUCGGUGGGAUUGAUGGGAGACUCAGACUAGGUGGGCAGGUCAUUCAUGAGGAGUAUGGAGAGGGAACGGUGACACGCAUCACCCCUAAAGGACGCAUCACUGUCCAGUUUCACGAAAUGAGAACAUGUAGAGUUUGCCUCCUCAGCCAUCUCAAACCGCUAUCUGCAGUGUCCUUCAGUGUGCAGAACCUCCCCUUCACUGAGCCCAUGUUGGCAGUUUGGGCGCAGCUGGUCAGCCUGGCUGGAAGCAAACUAGAGAAACAACGCAUGAAGAAGUCUCUGAGCCGAGGACUAACAGCUGACCAGGUGGACAUUCAUUUGCUGCGAUGCCAGCAGCUGAGGCUUUAUAUUCUGAAGGCAGGACGAGCUUUGCUUUCUCAUCAGGACAAACUCAGACAGAUCCUCUCCCAGCCUGCAGUCGCUGACAUUGGACCCAACCCUGGUGAGGAUCCAGUGGUAUCAUCUCCUGAUGUGGGAGACCUGUCUCCUGAAGGUCCGCUGCCUCCGUUGAUCCUCCUGCAGCAGCUGCUCUCUGCUGCCACUCAGCCCUCCCCAAUCAAAGCUAUUUUUGACAGGCUGGAAAUGGAGGCGGCAGCUCUGGCAGUAUGCCAGUACCUGGCCGUGGAGUCUGCCCACCCGUCCUCUCCACUGUUUGAGGAGAGCAGCUCCAGUGAGGCCACCACACCUGUCACCAUACAGCAUGUCAGACCACCCAAACAGAAGAAGCAGAAGACCUCUCCUGUGCCUCCAUUACCCAUAGUCCUCCAACUUAUGGAAAUGGGGUUCCCACGGAAAAACAUUGAGUUUGCCUUGAAGUCAUUGUCUGGUACUACAGGCAGCGCUUCUGGUGUCCCAGGGGUCGAGGCUCUGGUGAGUUGGCUGCUCGACCAUCCAGACAUUCACGUCACUGAACUAUCAGACGCUGACACCGUCUCUGAUGAGUACUCUGACGAGGAGGUGCUGGAGGAACUGGAAGAAGCAGAGCCGACAUUCUCUGUGCCUCCAGGUGCAGUGGUGACUGAAAGCCAGACGUUCAAGAAGAGAUCAGAUUUCCAAAGCAACGAUGAUUAUGCUGUGUAUGUGAGAGAGAACAUUCAGGUGGGGAUGAUGGUGAAAUGCUGCAGAACGUAUGAGGAAGUGUAUGAUGGAGAUGUUGGGAAAGUGAUCAAGCUGGACAGAGAUGGACUUCAUGACUUAAACGUGCAGUGUGAUUGGCAGCAAAAAGGAGGGACGUACUGGGUUCGCUACAUACACAUCGAGCUACUUGGAUUCCCACCACAGAGUUCUCCUUCUCAUAUAAAGAUCGGUGACAAAGUGCGGGUGAAGCCAACAGUCACGACACCAAAAUAUAAAUGGGGCUCUGUCACUCACAGGAGUGUCGGGGUGGUAAAGGCUUUCAGUGCCAACGGAAAGGAUGUGAUUGUAGACUUUCCUCAGCAGUCCCACUGGACUGGUUUGUUGUCUGAGAUGGAGCUGGUGCCCAGUGUUCAUCCUGGAGUGAGGUGUGACGGCUGCCAGAUGUUCCCCAUUAACGGCCCGAGGUUCAAAUGCAAAAACUGUGAUGACUUUGACUUCUGUGAAAGCUGUUUCAAGACACGUAAACACAACACUAGACAUUCCUUUGGCAGAAUCAACGAGCCCGGCCAGUCUCCAGCUUUUUGUGGCCGUUCAGGGAAGCAGCUGAAGAAGCAUCAUAACAGCCAGCGUGGGAUGCUGAUCGACGAUUGGUCUCGCGCUGUGAAGAGCCUCAAUGUGUCGUCUUCUGUUAACCAGGCCUCUCGCCUUACUGACUGCAGCGAUCAGUGCUGGCAGUCUUCUGGCUCACAGGGAAAGCACUGGAUUCGUCUCGAGCUUUUUCCUGACGUUCUUGUGCACAGACUGAAGAUGAUUGUAGACCCGGCAGACAGCAGCUACAUGCCCUCACUCGUGGUGGUGUCAGGUGGAAACUCUUUGAAUAACUUAAUUGAGCUCAAGACAAUCAACAUAAAUCCCACGGACACCACCGUCCUCCUCCUUACUGAUUGUACUGAGUUUCACAGAUACAUUGAAAUUGCAAUCAAGCAGUGCCGCAGCUCUGGUAUAGACUGCAAGAUUCACGGGCUCGGCAUUGUAGGACGCAUCCGAGCAGAGGAUGAAGACCUGGCCACUGUCCCUUUCCUGGCAUCUGACAAUGAAGAAGAGGAUGAUGAAAAAGCUGCAGCUGGGAGUCUUGCUCGGAAGAAGUCAUCAGGAUUGGAGUCAUCCGCCACCAUCAGGACCAAAGUGUUUGUCUGGGGACUGAAUGACAAAGACCAGCUGGGAGGACUCAAAGGCUCUAAGAUCAAGGUUCCCUCUUUUUCUGAAACGCUUUCUGCUCUCAAUGUGGUGCAAGUAGCUGGUGGCUCCAAAAGCCUCUUUGCAGUAACUGUGGAGGGGAAGAUUUAUGCAUGUGGAGAGGCCACCAAUGGCAGGUUAGGUCUGGGUCUCUCCAGUGGGACCAUCCCAAUCCCCCGUCAGAUCACAGCACUCAGCAACUACGUGGUAAAGAAGGUGGCUGUGCACUCUGGUGGGCGCCACGCCAUGGCCCUGACCGUGGAUGGGAAGGUCUUUUCCUGGGGCGAGGGAGAUGAUGGCAAACUGGGACACUUCAGUAGAAUGAACUGUGAUAAGCCCCGGCUGAUCGAGGCGUUGAAGACCAAGCGUAUCCGUGACAUCGCCUGUGGCAGCUCUCACAGCGCUGCCAUCACUUCCAGUGGGGAGCUGUACAGCUGGGGGUUGGGUGAAUAUGGCCGCCUCGGACACGGGGACAACACCACUCAACUGAGGCCCAAACUGGUGAAAGUUCUUCUGGGGCACCGUGUGGUCCAGGUGGCGUGUGGUAGCAGGGAUGCUCAAACUCUGGCCCUCACUGAUGAAGGAUUGGUGUUCUCCUGGGGUGAUGGAGAUUUUGGGAAGCUUGGUCGUGGAGGCAGUGAGGGCUGCAACAUUCCCCAGAACAUAGAGAGGCUAAACGGGCAAGGCGUCUGCCAAAUUGAGUGUGGAGCACAGUUUUCCCUGGCUCUGACUAAAUCUGGAGUGGUGUGGACCUGGGGCAAAGGUGACUAUUUCCGAUUGGGCCAUGGCACCGAUGUCCACGUGCGAAAGCCUCAGAUGGUGGAGGGACUGAGAGGGAAAAAGAUCGUCCAUGUUGCUGUUGGAGCACUACACUGUCUGGCAGUCACAGACACGGGACAGGUGUAUGCAUGGGGUGACAAUGAUCAUGGACAGCAGGGAAAUGGGACCACCACAGUUAACAGGAAACCUACCCUGGUUCAGGGUCUAGAGGGUCAGAAGAUCACUCGGGUGGCAUGUGGCUCCUCUCACAGCGUGGCCUGGACCACUGUGGAUGUGACAACUCCUUCAGUUCAUGAGCCAGUCCUCUUCCAAACAGCAAGAGACUCCCUUGGGGCGUCAUACCUAGGUGUCCAAGCAGACAGUGACUCAUCGUCGGCCAGCAACAAAAUGAACGGGCAGAGCAGCGUGAAGCCAAAUCGACCUUCUCUGGCCAAAAUUCUCCUCAGUCUGGAUGGAAACCUGGCCAAACAGCAGGCUCUGUCUCAUGUACUGUCAGCCCUUCAAAUCAUGUAUGCAAGGGACGCAGUGGUCGGGGCUUUGAUGCCAGCCAGCAUGAUUCUGCCUGCAGAGUGUCCAUCCAGCUCACCUAUUCCCCCGUUGGAUUCCUCGUCUUCAUCAUCCUGUGUCAGUGAUGAAGAAUGUCCUCCUGUCCCUCCUGAAACUGAAGAAGCGGUCAGCCCUAAUCCUUGGCAAGACAAGAAGGGGGAGAUCCCCUCAUCAGAAGAUGCCAUUACCCCCUCAUCAGCUGUGACUCCCUCUGCCUGCGGAGCCUCCUCGCGUCCUUUCAUCCCCGUCACAGAUGACCCAGGAGCAGCCAGCAUCAUAGCCGAGACCAUGACAAAGACAAAAGAAGACUCUGAGAGCCAGAGUAAAGUGGUUGGUCCAGAGCCUCAGUAUCUGGAUGAAUUCACAAGUCUGCUUGUGCCUGAUGAUACUCGAAUAAUGGUGGACCUGCUGAAGCUGGCAGUGUCUUGUCGCUCUGGGGAAAAAGGGAAGGAGGUGCUAUCUGCUGUGCUCUCUGGCAUGGGCACAGCUUAUCCACAGGUUGCUGACAUGCUGCUAGAACUCUGUGUCACUGAAUUGGAGGACGUUGCCACCGAUUCGCAGAGCGGCCGUCUGUCCUCCCAGCCAGUUGUUGUAGAGAGCAGUCAUCCAUACACAGACGACACAUCUACAAGUGGUACUGUAAAGAUCCCAGGUGCUGAGGGUCUUAGGAUAGAGUUUGAUCGUCAGUGUUCUACUGAGAGGCGCCACGAUCCAUUAACAAUCAUGGAUGGAGCCAACAGGAUUGUCUCUGUCAGAUCAGGCCGGGAGUGGUCCGACUGGUCUAGCGAAUUGAGGAUCCCAGGAGAUGAACUCAAAUGGAAGUUUACCAGUGAUGGUUCAGUUAAUGGUUGGGGCUGGCGCUUCACUGUCUACCCCAUCAUGCCUGCAGCUGGUCCAAAAGACUUGCUGUCUGAUCGCUGUAUCUUGUCCUGCCCCUCCAUGGACUUGGUCACAUGCCUCUUGGAUUUCCGGCUCAACUUUGCCUCCAACAGGAGCAUCGUGCCCCGUCUGGCUGCUUCUCUUGCUGCUUGUGCCCAGCUUAGUGCACUAGCUGCUGGACACAGGAUGUGGGCUCUGCAGAGGCUACGAAAGCUUCUGACCACAGAGUACGGUCAGUCCAUCAAUAUUAACAGGCUGCUGGGGGACAGUGAAGGCGAUGCUCGCUCUAUUAGUUUCACGGGCAGCGCUCUGGCUGCUCUUGUAAAAGGGCUUCCCGAGGCUCUCCAGAGGCAGUAUGAGUACGAGGACCCCAUCGUCAGAGGAGGGAAGCAGCUGCUUCAUAGUCCAUUUUUCAAAGUCUUGGUUGCACUUGCUUGUGACCUUGAGCUUGAUACUUUACCCUGCUGCGCUGAGACGCACAAGUGGGCCUGGUUCCGUCGCUACUGCACCGCCUCCAGAGUGGCUGUAGCUCUGGAUAAGAGAACUUCUCUGACCCGAGCCUUCCUGGAUGAGGUUACAAAGAAAAUCCGGGAGCUCAUGGCAGACCACGAGAGCAUGAACAGACUCCACGAGAGUCACGACUUGUUCAAGCGCGAGCAUGACGAGCAGCUCGUGCAGUGGAUGAACAGGCGCCCGGAUGACUGGACCCUCUCUGCCGGAGGCAGCGGCACCAUUUACGGCUGGGGCCACAACCACAGAGGGCAGCUGGGGGGCAUCGAAGGGGCAAAGGUCAAAGUUCCAACACCCACUGAAGCUCUCGCCACACUGAGGCCAGUCCAGCUUAUCGGAGGGGAGCAGACUCUGUUUGCUGUCACUGCUGAUGGAAAGCUCUAUGCAACAGGAUACGGAGCAGGGGGCAGGCUGGGUAUCGGUGGCACUGAGUCUGUGUCCACCCCAACUUUACUGGAGUCCAUCCAACACGUCUUCAUUAGGAAGGUGGCUGUAAACUCUGGAGGGAAGCACUGCCUGGCGCUCUCCUCUGAGGGAGAAGUCUACUCCUGGGGAGAGGCUGAGGAUGGAAAACUGGGUCAUGGGAACAGAAGCCCCUGUGACCGUCCUCGUGUAAUCGAGUCCCUGAGGGGAGUGGAAGUGGUGGAUAUUGCAGCAGGAGGUGCACACAGUGCCUGCAUCACUGCCAGUGGAGAGCUCUUCACCUGGGGCAAGGGUCGCUAUGGAAGACUGGGUCAUGGAGACAGCGAGGACCAGCUUAAACCCAAACUGGUGGAUGCACUACAGGGUCACAGGGUCAUCGACGUGGCCUGUGGCAGCGGGGACGCCCAGACCCUGUGUCUAACUGAUGAUGACAUGGUCUGGUCCUGGGGUGACGGGGACUAUGGUAAAUUGGGCCGAGGAGGUAGUGAUGGCUGCAAAAUCCCCAUGAAGAUUGACUCUCUCACUGGCCUCGGCGUGGUCAAAGUGGAGUGUGGCUCUCAGUUUUCUGUGGCGCUCACUAAAUCUGGGGCAGUUUAUACCUGGGGGAAAGGGGACUACCAUCGGCUCGGCCACGGCUCUGAUGACCACGUACGACGACCCAGGCAGGUACAAGGCCUGCAAGGAAAAAAAGUCAUUGCCAUCGCCACAGGAUCAUUACAUUGUGUUUGCUGCACAGAAGAUGGAGAAGUCUACACAUGGGGCGACAACGAUGAGGGCCAACUUGGAGACGGGACCACCAACGCCAUCCAGAGGCCUCGCCUGGUGGCUGCGUUGCAGGGCAAGAAAAUCAACAGGGUGGCCUGCGGCUCCGCUCACACACUCGCCUGGUCCACCAGCAAACCCACCAAUGCUGGGAAACUGCCUGUACAGGUUCCCAUGGAGUACAACCAUCUGCAAGAGAUCACCAUCAUGGCCCUGAGGAACAGGCUGCUGCUGCUGCAUCACUUCUCUGAGCUUUUCUGCCCCUGCAUACCAAUGUUUGACCUGGAGGGUCGGCUGGGUCAAACAGGCCAUGGCCCUUCAGUGGGCUUCGACACACUCAGGGGAAUUCUCAUCUCCCAGGGCAAAGAAGCAGCUUUCAGGAAGGUGGUUCAAGCUACGAUGGUGAGGGACAGACAACAUGGACCUGUAGUGGAACUGAACAGAAUUCAGGUAAAGCGUUCGCGUAGUAAGGGGGGGCUGGCUGGUCCUGAUGGAACGAAGUCCGUGUUUGGUCAGAUGUGUGCCAAAAUGAGUUCAUUCAGCCCCGACAGCCUGCUGCUCCCCCACCGUGUGUGGAAGGUUAAAUUUGUGGGUGAGUCAGUGGACGACUGCGGCGGAGGCUACAGCGAGUCCAUCGCUGAGAUGUGUGAGGAGCUGCAGAACGCCCUGACGCCACUGCUCAUCGUCACCCCUAACGGCCGCGACGAGUCAGGCGCCAACAGGGAUUGUUUCCUGCUUAACCCCGCAGCCAAGUCCCCUCUUCACAUGAGCAUGUUCCGCUUUCUAGGAGUCCUCCUAGGAAUUGCAAUCAGAACUGGAAGCCCUCUCAGCCUAAAUCUGGCAGAGCCUGUAUGGAAACAGUUAGCAGGCAUGAACCUGACCAUCGCUGACCUCAGUGAGGUUGAUAAAGAUUUUAUUCCCGGCCUGAUGUACAUCCGAGACAACGAAGCUACAGCUGAGGAGUUUGAGGCCAUGACUCUGCCCUUCACAGUGCCCAACGCCAGCGGCCAAGACAUUCAGCUCAGCUCCAAAUACUCCCACAUCACCCUGGAGAACCGAGCCGAAUACGUCCGCCUGGCAAUAAAUUACAGGCUUCACGAGUUUGACGAGCAGGUGUCCGCCGUGCGUGAGGGAAUGGCUCGAGUGGUUCCCGUUCCUCUGUUGUCGCUCUUUACUGGUUACGAGCUGGAAACCAUGGUCUGCGGAAGCCCAGACAUCCCGCUCCACCUGCUGAAGUCAGUGGCAACUUAUAAAGGCGUGGAGCCGACAGCGCCUCUCAUCCAGUGGUUCUGGGAAGUGAUGGAGUCCUUCUCCAACACGGAGAGGUCCCUUUUCCUGAGGUUCGUCUGGGGUCGCACACGGCUGCCCCGCACCAUCGCAGACUUCCGAGGCCGAGAUUUUGUUGUACAGGUGCUGGAUAAAUACAACCCUCCCGACCACUUCCUUCCUGAGUCCUACACAUGUUUCUUCCUGCUCAAGCUGCCCAGGUACUCAUGUAAACAGGUGCUAGAGGAGAAACUGAAAUACGCCAUUCACUUCUGCAAGUCCAUCGACACGGACGACUACGCCCGCAUCGCCCUGUCCGGGGAGCCAGCAGCCGACGACAGCAGCGAGGACUCCGAUAAUGAAGAUGCAGACUCCUUCGCCUCCGACUCCACGCAGGACUACUUAACGGGACACUGAAGCUUUUUGCACCGGCAUGUGGAAGAGGAACUGCUCUGAAUCUGCCUAAUGAUGCACACAUUCAUGCAGACUAAGACACAAACGUCGAUGGGUGGGGAGGAUGUGCAAUGAGCUUUACAAAAAAACUUUCGAAGUUAAUGAACAAACAUCUGUUCUUAUUUAGUUUCUUUGAAAUGAAGCUGGUCAAUCGGCUGCACAUGUGAUUGUUGUGUUACAUGGGAGUUACAUAUAUUAUUACAGUUACAGAGUCUAAAAACAAAUAAAAAGACAAAAAAGGCUCCAGCCUAGCACUGUGGUAGAUUUUCCCCUUCUGGUUUGUGUGAAUUACCUGUCCCUAGAUUGUACAUAGAAAUUGAUGUGACAACAGUAGUAUUACUUUUGUUUCUUGAUAAACAACCAUGUUUCUUUAUAUAAAUAAAUCAUUUUUAAUUAAAGUCAGUGUUUCUCACACAGCCCGCUUCAGUCAGAGCCAAACUGAAGAGUCGUUUUAAGAUUUCUGUAUAACCUUUACGCCAUAUUUGUGCACUUUCUCCUUAAAGAAUGUAUAUAUGACUGUGCCAUGUAUUCACAGAAGGUCUCAUUCCUCCAUAUUAAAUGUUAAUAAAUUUCUGUUAAUAAAUACAACUCUGAAAAA
Melanotaenia boesemani (Boeseman's rainbowfish) is the source of this 15282-nucleotide messenger RNA. RefSeq names its product HECT and RLD domain containing E3 ubiquitin protein ligase 2 (gene herc2). The record is from RefSeq and is a predicted model, not a curated record. The transcript has 91 exons. Bases 138 to 14648 code for a protein of 4836 amino acids. Gene Ontology annotation, molecular function: protein binding; zinc ion binding; ubiquitin-protein transferase activity. Lineage: Eukaryota; Metazoa; Chordata; Actinopteri; Atheriniformes; Melanotaeniidae. Gene Ontology annotation, biological process: protein ubiquitination.